Rubroshorea leprosula is the source of this 896-nucleotide messenger RNA. NCBI's taxonomy places the organism in Eukaryota, Viridiplantae, Streptophyta, Magnoliopsida, Malvales, Dipterocarpaceae. The record is from the annotation of a GenBank genome assembly.
AGAGUGCAGUAGUUUUUUGGAUAUCAGAAAAAAUUAGGUAUAGAUGUGGGGAAGAACAUGGAUAACAGAAUGCAUAGAUUUGUUCAACCAGAUACGUCGUAUGCACAAGUUGUUGCAAGGAAUUAUCCAGAGUUAAAAGGGUUUUCAGUAGGCAAACAACAAGGUGAAGCUAAUGAUCAUGAGAAGAAGAUACAACAACUUGGGUUGAAUCAAGUAGUUAAUGAAGAGGUGGGUUCUUGUGCUAAACAAGAAUUUAUGGAAAAGGAUCAACAUGGGGAGGAAAUUGUUGAGUUUUCUCUGAAGAAGGAAGAGUGUCAGUGGCUUGAGGGGAGUAAGGUUGCUAUGGUAAGAUCGUUAGAAUUGGUUACAAGAAUUCAAGCGAGAAUGGAUGUGGAUGGACGGUUGAUAACUUUAUCACCAUUAGGAGGUAGAAGGGUGCUGUUACUAGAAAGGACUACAAGUUAUUUGGAUGAGUAUAUAAAGCAAAACAAGGAGUUGUUUGAUACAUGGUUUGAAUCCAUCCUUCCAUGGGAAGUGGCACCUCAACAAAAUGGUAGAUUGGCAUGGUUAAGGAUAUCUAGAGUUCCAUUGAAUGCUUGGUGCGAUGGUUGUUUUGAGAAAAUUGCAAGUUCAAUAGGGGAUGUGUUAGUAAUUCAUGAGGAUACGAAGAAGAAAUCAAUCUUGUGUGAUGGAAGAGUUAUGAUUCUUUGUUCUCAAGUAAGUAAGAUAUCUAAGACUGUGUUGCUGAAAGUGGAAGAGAAGCUAUACGAGAUUACAGUGAUAGAGGAAGAAUGGGGAUUAGAUCCAGAAUAGUGGUUGUCGAACAAUGAUCAAAGCAGUCUGCUGGACAUUGAAUUGGAAUAUUCCUCAUCAUAGAAUCAAGAUAAGGAUCUAGA